Morone saxatilis (striped sea-bass) is the source of this 3305-nucleotide messenger RNA. It is a transcript of the gene plk4, whose product is annotated as polo-like kinase 4 (Drosophila). Gene Ontology annotation, biological process: protein phosphorylation. The record is from RefSeq and is a predicted model, not a curated record. Gene Ontology annotation, molecular function: ATP binding; protein kinase activity; protein binding. Lineage: Eukaryota; Metazoa; Chordata; Actinopteri; Moronidae. The transcript has 15 exons. Bases 114 to 2993 code for a protein of 959 amino acids.
AUGACAGCGUCAGGUGUUGGUGGCUUGUUUGACAGUUAACGUUUGUUGUGGGAGUAUUUCUCCUUGGUGAAGUCGUUAGAUGCUGGAUUGUCUGUUUUACCUUCACACCCAGCAUGUCGCAGGCUCGAGGGACGAUGUUUGAUCAAGUUAUUCACUAUUACUUCCAAAACCUUGAUGAGGAGAGGGGUUUCUCUUAUGCUCAGGAGCUCAGGAUCGAGGACUUUAAGGUCCUCACCCUCCUGGGAAAAGGCUCCUUUGCGUGUGUUUACAGGGCGAAAUCAGCAAAGACUGGUCUGGAGGUCGCCAUCAAAACGAUUGACAAAAAAGCAAUGCACAAAGCUGGCAUGGUCCAGCGUGUGACAAACGAGGUGGAGAUUCAGUGCAGACUGAAACAUCCUUCAAUACUUGAGCUGUACAACUACUUUGAGGACAGCAACUAUGUGUACUUGGUGUUGGAGAUGUGCCACAACGGAGAGAUGAGUCGGCACCUUAAAGAGCGGACGGCGCCUUUCUCUGAGGAUGAAGCAAGACAUUUCAUGCAUCAAAUAUUGAAGGGGAUGCUGUAUUUACAUACCCAUGGCAUCUUGCAUCGAGAUCUGACCCUGUCAAACCUGUUGCUCACCAGCAACAUGAACAUUAAGAUAGCAGACUUUGGCCUGGCCACUCAACUCAAGCUCCCGAAUGAAAAGCACUUCACCAUGUGCGGGACACCCAACUACAUCUCCCCGGAGGUGGUCACUCGCAGUGCUCAUGGUCUUGAAUCCGAUGUCUGGUCCCUGGGGUGCAUGUUUUACGCCUUCCUGAUGGGUCGCCCUCCGUUUGACACGGACACAGUCAAGCACACGCUGUCUAAAGUGGUUCUUGGGGAAUAUGAAAUGCCGAGCCAUGUUUCUUUAGAGGCUCAGGACCUGAUCCAUCAGCUGCUGCAGAGGGACCCCGCCCAGCGGCCCAGCCUCUCUGCGGUGCUGGACCACCCGUUUAUGACCCAGAGCCUGCUGGUCAGGACAAAGGAGCUGGGAAUGGGGGAUGAUGGAUCCAUGGACAGCGGCAUUGCCACCAUCUCCACAGCCUGCACCUCCUCUACCUCAGCCAGCAGCGGCAGCCGCCUCCAGAGGAGAACCAGGCACAUGAUUGGCUCUGCGCUGCCUAAUCGCAUGGCACCCAUUCCAAGUCUUCCACACCAACCCAGCAGUGCCUGUUUUGAGGACGGAGACCAGUGGCAGCAGCAGCAGCAGCAUCCGGCGGACAGAUUUCACAGAGAGGGCAGGAACAGGGGGGUUUACGGUGGUGAGGACGGACAGCCUCACUCUCGUUACCUGAGGAGGGCGCACUCUUCAGAUCGCUCCGGCUCCUCAGCAUCAGCCCAGGGGCUGGGUCACGCUGAACUUGGGAGAUGCCACUCAGAGGAGACUCUGACUGGUUUAGGAAGACCAGUGUUCCCCAUGUCCUCAAGUCAACAUCCAUUUUCAGAGCGUGGAAGGAUUCCCUCUCCCCCUGUCAAACAGUCUGCAAAUUCUGGGUAUUCAUUAUCCACACAGACUGCACAUCCACCAAACUUGCAAUUUCAAGACCUCGAGGGAGUUACAAAUUGGCUUAAUAAUGAAGCUUCUGGGCACAAGCCCGCAGACGGCAGCGCUCACAGCAGCAGCGGCAGCUUCCACAGCAGCAGAGGACCUUUAGGGGUUCACAAUUCCUGGACAGACAAGCCGUCGGGCCGAGGUGGAAACCCUCACCACAACCAGCACCACAUGCACCACAACCUUCCCUCCAACUCUGACUCGUACAGGGAAAACAUACCCGGAGCAGAAUUCCAACCUCCUCAUGGCAGAGAGUCAAAGCUUCCUUCGGCAAAGCCCAGCGUGGAGAAGAAAACGCUGAGAGACGUAGUCCCGCCCCUGUGUGCGUCCAGACUGAAGCCUAUCAGACAGAAGACCAAAAACGCUGUUGUGAGCAUCCUGGACACGGGUGAAGUGUGUAUGGAGCUGUUAAAAUGCCACAGCGGACAAGAGAGGGUGAAAGAAGUCCUUCGGAUUUCCGGUGAUGGUUCAAUGGUGACAAUAUACCAGCCUAAUGGUGGAAAGGGCUUUCCUGUCCUGGACUGUCCUCCCGCUCCACCAGAAGAUAUUCUGAUUUGUAGCUACGAGGACCUUCCAGAGAAAUACUGGAAGAAGUACCAGUACGCCUCCAAGUUUGUGCAGCUUGUGAAAUCCAAGACUCCAAAAGUGACCCUUUACACCAAGUACGCAAAGGUCAUGCUGAUGGAGAACUCUCCGAAAGCAGACCUGGAGGUUUGCUUUUAUGAUGGAGCAAAGACCCACAAGACGUCAGAGCUGGUGCGCGUGGUGGAGAAGAGCGGGAAGUCGUACACGGUGAAGGGCGAGGUGGGGCUGAACGGCCUGAGCCCAGAGAGCAGGCUGUAUGUGGAGCUGUCUGACGAGGGUCACAGCAUGUGUCUGUCCCUAGAGGCCGCCAUCACAGCAGAGGAGCAACGCAGCACCAAGAGCGUCCCUUUCUUCCCCAUUACUAUCGGCAGGAGACCUGUCAACCCAGACUCCGCAGGCUCAUUGUCCCUGCCCUCUCACGCAGUUCCUCCCGAUACAGCUUCACCUCCUCAACCUCCGCAAAUCACUCCUUCAAUGAUCUCCUAUAACGGGUCUGACUUCACCACAGCCAGUCUGAAUAAGAAAAGCUCCCCAGUGCGACAGGACCUGGGACAAAGCACAGGAAAAGUGGUUAAAUCGAUAUUUGUGCCCAAUGUUGGUUGGGCAUCACAGCUGACGAGCGGAGAGGUGUGGGUCCAGUUCAAUGACGGGUCUCAGCUGGUGGUUCAGGCCGGAGUUUCCUGCAUCACCUACACGUCUCCAGAGGGAAGGAUCACCAGGUAUAAGGAGAACGAGAAGUUGCCAGAGCACGUCAAGGAGAAGCUGCACUGUCUCUCCACCAUCCUGGGACUGUUGGCCAACCCGACAUCGCAUCAUCUACAAUCUCAUUAACAGUGUGUUUAAAAAAAAAAAAAACAACAAAAAAACAUCCCAGCAGCACAGUGGUCUUGCAGGGAACAGAAAGUAGCAUUAGAAAGCUUUGUACUUUUGUCUGGUGUUCUUGUAAAUAUAUCUUUGUUUUUGUUUUUUUACAUGUACAGAAGAUUAAGAUUAUGAAAAGAUAUAUUUUAUUUUAAUACGCGACCAUUUUGUAUAGCAUCUCUGUUUGCAUUGUUUGUGUUAUGACAUGUGUCACUUACUGUGUCUCCAAUUCUAUGAAAUGUGAUAUGUAAAUGCUGAGGCAAUAAACAUCUGGAGGCUGGG